Messenger RNA from Polistes dominula (European paper wasp), 3270 nucleotides. It is a transcript of the gene ss, whose product is annotated as aryl hydrocarbon receptor spineless. Gene Ontology annotation, cellular component: nucleus; aryl hydrocarbon receptor complex. The record is from RefSeq and is a predicted model, not a curated record. Lineage: Eukaryota; Metazoa; Arthropoda; Insecta; Hymenoptera; Vespidae. Gene Ontology annotation, molecular function: transcription cis-regulatory region binding; nuclear receptor activity; protein dimerization activity. Gene Ontology annotation, biological process: regulation of transcription by RNA polymerase II; response to xenobiotic stimulus; xenobiotic metabolic process.
UGUCGGUGUCGGUGUCACGGCACCGAACCUGAUAAACGUUUGUGGACCACCCGGAGCAUCCCUUGCACCGCCGACGGAUUACACGACGGCUGCAGCUGCGGCUGCAGCAGCAGCAGCGGCGGCAGCAGCAGCGGCUGCAGCGGCGGCAUGUUAUCCCACGGGAUCCCAACAACAACAACAACAACAACCACCACAACAACAACAACAACAACAUCCUAUAUCCCAUGUCGUUGAUACCACGAUGACGCCAACGUCAGCACCUGUGCCGACCCCGACUUCGGCUUCGGGUCCUAACAAUCCUGUUGCCAUGAGUCAACUUGGUACUGUCUAUGCUACAAAAAGAAGACGAAGAAAUGGCAAAAGUUUAAAACCACCACAAAAGGAUGGCGUGACGAAGUCUAAUCCGAGUAAACGACACAGAGAACGUUUGAACGCCGAACUGGAUACAUUGGCAUCAUUACUUCCAUUCGAACAAAAUAUUCUAAGCAAACUUGAUCGUCUAAGUAUCCUCAGGCUCAGCGUCAGUUAUCUACGCACCAAAAGUUACUUUCAAGUGGUGAUGCACAAGGACAAGGAAGAAAAUUCGCAUCAUGAUUCGCAUUACCGUGCACGUGAGUUGGCUGCCUUAGCUGCGUACGAUCAUCAUCACCUUGACGGUGAAAUGUUCCUACAGGCACUGAACGGUUUUCUGCUGAUAUUAACCUGCGACGGGGAGGUUUUCUUUGCUACCCACAGCAUAGAAAGUUACCUUGGCUUUCAUCAGUCGGACAUCGUUCAUCAGAGCGUUUACGAAUUGGUGCAUAGCGAAGAUAGAGAAGAAUUACAAAGACAAUUAAUGUGGAAUUCAUUUUUACCUGCUGAAAAUGCAAGUCUCCCUCUUCACGAUGCGUUAUCACCUCAACACAGUCAUCUACUUGAACGCAGUUUUACCGUACGCUUUCGUUGUCUUCUGGACAAUACGUCGGGAUUUUUGCGCUUGGAUAUCAGGGGACGAGUUAAGGUACUCCAUGGACAAAAUAAAAAAACCGAACAACCGCCACUGGCCUUGUUUGCCUUGUGUAUACCAUUCGGGCCACCCUCGCUUUUGGAAGUACCACAGAAGGAAGUUAUGUUUAAGAGCAAACACAAAUUAGACCUCGGCUUGGUAUCGAUGGAUCAACGAGGGAAAAUGCUUUUAGGAUAUACGGACGUUGAACUUGCCAACCUGGGUGGCUACGAUCUCGUUCAUUACGAUGAUUUGGCCUAUGUAGCCAGUGCGCACCAAGAAUUAUUAAAAACGGGAGCAUCCGGUAUGAUAGCAUACAGAUUUCAAACGAAAGACGGUGGAUGGCAAUGGUUGCAGACGAGUUCCAGGCUGGUAUAUAAAAAUUCCAAGCCAGAUUUUAUAAUAAGUACUCAUCGGCCGUUGAUGGAAGAGGAAGGUAGAGAUUUGUUGGGAAAACGAACCAUGGACUUCAAAGUGAGCUACUUGGACGCUGGUUUAACCAACAGUUACUUUUCCGACAGUGAUAGUUUAACAGGUUCCGUGAUGACACCUACGCUUCCGACCCAAUCAACACCGCAAAGGGUGAACAGAAGAUACAAAACUCAAUUGCGCGACUUUUUAUCGACGUGUCGGAGUAAAAGGACCAAACUUUCCACGCAAUCCUCGGUAUCACCCCCAGCUACUCCCACGAUGGCAUCGGUGGAUUAUCUCACGGCCGAUAGUAGUGCCGCCGCCGCAGUGGCUGCAGCUUAUAGCAACCUGAACACGAUGUAUCCUACACCUUACGCCCCCACUGCUGUAGCUGCGAGCGCCGAUCCAUCCUUGACUACUUACAUCGGUCAUACGAGUAAUUACCAUCAAACGCUUUACCCAGCCACUGCGUUGGAUAACAGGUACCUUACAGCGGCUACGGAGAAUCUCUUUCAAUACAGGCCACUUGGUUCUUACUACCCAGAAUAUCACACAAGUACACCGUACAAUGGGUUCAUCGACGUAUCUCUACCAACAUACGAGACUCAUCAACUAACAAGCAAAACGGAGGAGAAGCUGUAUUGUCAGCAACUCGGUAGCGCCGAGUCACCGAAGUACAACUACGUCGAAGCAAGUAGACAUCCGAGUAGCGUGAGUGGUUCCCCUUAUGCGGCCAGCCCAGUCGCCAGUGCGUCGACGAUGCACGUUACGACGGCAGACAUCAACGUCGCUCGCGCCGGAAGCAGGCACUCGCUCGAAGGCGGUGCCUCUUCAAGUAACUCGGCCGGAAGUUCACCGGUUACCGGAACGACCAACGGAGUCCUCACUCCCAAAAUGGAAGACGUUAAACCGGAAGUCUACGGAAACGAGGCGCCACGGCAAACGGUUCUCAUGUGGGGAGCUCCUCCUUCUCGUACGCCACCAAGAAACAAUGGUAGCUACAGCCCACCGACUCCUCAUUCGACGCAUUCUUCAACACACUCGACCAACGCUCCGGUCACAAAUGCAGGUGAUCCUUUGAAGUCUCUCGCGGAAAUGAAUUCAAUGAACGGUGAUUGCAAGUGGCGACAAACGUCUCCGAGCGAUCAGCAACAAGCGGUCACGGCUUCCAGUCCUCCGAGAAACAAACAGCAUCACCCGCAACAACAGCAAACACCUCAACAACAAACUCAACAGCAACAACAGCAGCAGCAGCAGCAACAACAACAGCAGCCGCAAUCGCAGCAGCAACAUCAUCAACAACAACCGCAAACGCAGCAACAUCAGGCACAAUAUCCUGUCGCCACGACCCAAUAUCAAGCAGCUGCUGCAGCAGCAGCAGCGGCAGCGGCCGCUACAGCGAGCACCAUAGGAUAUGCGCACUCUCAUCCAGGCCAUGGCCACGGGGAAGCGGGCUCCGAGGUAUGGCAAGGAGUGCAACACCACCAUCACUACCAGUACUAUCCCUACCACCAUCACCACCCCGCACCACCAAGGCACACGCCCCACACACCGCCGUCAGGUGCGGGAGCGGGGAGUGCGGUGGGAAUAGGCAUGGGCAUGGGCAUGGGCAUGGGCAUGGGCAUGGGCAUGGGCAUGGGCAUGGGCAUGUCCCUAGGCUCGGACAGCACCACCAACAACAGCAACGUAUUAUAUCAUCCUCCGCACCACCACCACCACCAUCACGUAGUGGGCUCAUCGACGGGGGCAACGGUGGCCUCAACUGUACCACAGAUUCCAAACCGGACGCCGGGAGUCCUUUGUUGUCCAUCUCUGAGGUGACCAACACCCUGCUCAACCAAUAGCCCUAUCACCGCCACAACGUCCCUUUAUCU